GACUGAACCCGCCAAGCAGAGCCUCCUUUUAAGCGUUUUUGCUGUUGACCUCAGCAAGGGUCAUUGGACCCGCCAAGUAGAACCCAUUUCGACUGUAGUUGCUGCUGGCGACAGUCUCACAAUGGGCUGCCGCAUUAGUCGUAGAAGAACUGCCCAGGACAUGUUGUUGCCGCUAACAGCGAGCAACUUGGAUGGCCCUGAGACUGCCCAGACCGAGAUACCUUUCCUCCAAGUGGAGAUGGACCGGCCCUUCGCAUCAAGUGCAGAACAGGGAACCAAAGUGGAGAUCGAGGCACAGCGGGAUGGCAUCAGAGCCGGGGCAACCAAAGCGAAGACCGAGGCCACUCUGAGAGAGUAUUUGAGGUCGCUGUUCACGAUGGGCAACUCUGUUGGGUCUGGCGCCAGUCUCAGGGCCUACUUCAGGAACGACUACAAGGGCGGCGGUGUCUUCAAGCACGACGCCUACGAACACGACCCCGACGAAUGGUGCUGGAUCCACAAGAGCUCCGGCAUCAAGGUGUGGCAGGAUGCCCUGGACCUCACACAGUCCGGUGGAAGUGGCGAAGUGCACUGCUACUUCCAUUAUACGACUCAAGUAGGGUUCCGAAACAUCACGGCUCCACAGAAGAAAGCCGUUGAAGUCUUCGCUUCCCUUGUGACUGAAGGUCCAACGGCCAAUGCGUGGUGGGGACAAGGCGUUUACAGUGUGAGAAGGGCGCCCCACGAAUGGCCAGACGUGGCAACGCUGGUCGAUAACAACUUUAGGAAUAUGCACAGGCGUGACGUUGCAUCGAAAGGCCGUGAGACAGCAGACAAGGAGUACACGGCGCGUGUAGCCUACUGCAUCCCAAUUCUGGUCAAUGCUGCCAAGUGCUUUGAUGUCUCGACUCAGCAGACGCCAGAGAUGCAGACGGAGGGCAAGCCUCCCGGUGUGAACCUGGCUGGAAAGCUGCUGAAUGAACCUGAGCAGCCGGAGAGGCAGUGCAUCGUGAUUCGCCUGCAAAGUGAGGAGCAAGUGGGCCACGCCAGCGCAGUGCUGCUGGACACGCUGCGGUGCCGUGCAGAUGCCACAGCCAGAAGAUUGGGCCCUGAGCACGACAAAGCGCUUUUGGCACUGAGCCGGCUCGCGGACGUGCUGGAGGCCCGCGGCGCCUUCGCCGAGGCCGAGCCGCUGCGGCGCCGAGUCCUGGAGGCCACAGAGCGGCAGCUGGGCCCCGAGCACCGCUGGACGCUCGAAGCGGUGAACAACUUGGGGCUCGUUCUGAAGCGCCUGGGGAAGUUCAGCGAGGCGGAGGCCCUUUACCGCCGAGAUCUUGCAGGGAGCGAAGCGCACCUCGGUGCGAAUCACCCAGACACGCUGAUCUCCAUGAACAACCUUGCCGCGCUCCUGGAGCAGCAGGGGAAGCUGGCUGAGGCGGAGGCCCUGCAUCGCCGAGCUCUUGCAGCGCGCGAAGCGCACCUCGGUGCGAAUCAUCCGCACACGCUGUUCUCCAUGAACAACCUGGCUGCCCUCCUGUGGAAGCAGGGGAAGCUGGAUGAGGCUGAAGAACUGCAACGCAAAGCGCUCGCUGGUCAUGAAGCGCAGCUGGGAGCGAGCCACCCCCACACGCUAAUCUCCGUGAACGUUCUCGCUCUCAUCCUCGAGUCGCAAGGCAAAUUGGAAGAGGCGGAAGGGCUGCACCGCCGAGCCUUGGAAGGCGGCGAGUCCCAACUGGGAGCCCAACACCCCGACACGCUCGUCUCGGUGCACAACUGGGCCCUUGUCUUGGAGAAGCAGGGCAAGUUGGAGGAGGCGGAGGAGCUCUAUCGCAGGGCCUUGACGGGACGGGAAGAUCAGCUCGGCCCCAUGCAUCCGGACACCCUCCAAUCCGUCUGGAAUCUGGCAAAGCUUCUGGAGGCCAAAGGCUCCUUCGCAGAGGCGGAGCAGCUCUACCUCCGCGAGCUACGUGGCAUGGAGGAGAUGCACGGGCCGGAGCACGAAGAGACCCGAGCGAGUCGCCGCAACCUGGAGCGAUUCCACUGCCAGGCCUUGCACUUGUCAGCAUGA
Molecule: messenger RNA, 2047 nt
Organism: Cladocopium goreaui
Lineage: Eukaryota; Dinophyceae; Suessiales; Symbiodiniaceae
Source: the annotation of a GenBank genome assembly